Messenger RNA from Notothenia coriiceps (black rockcod), 1153 nucleotides. RefSeq names its product growth arrest-specific protein 7-like. Bases 70 to 372 code for a protein of 100 amino acids. The record is from RefSeq and is a predicted model, not a curated record. The transcript has 4 exons. Gene Ontology annotation, molecular function: protein binding. Lineage: Eukaryota; Metazoa; Chordata; Actinopteri; Perciformes; Nototheniidae.
ACAGCAUCUCUCUGUCAGCUCCCUGUGGAGGGGCUCAGAGACCCCCUGCCUCCUCAGUGGAGAUGCUACAUGUCUCCACAAGGCUGCAGAUACUACGUCAACACCACAAGCAACGAGACGACAUGGGAGAGACCGUCCAGUGCCCCUGGGACCCCAAACACCUGCCUCUGCCACAGACCCCCCCUGCCAAUAGUAAAUGGAUUUCACUCAAGUGGUAGUCCGUUGCAUCAUGUGGAACAUUCACACAACAGUGUGGUUAGGAAAAGCAGUUCAGAGCCACAGAGCCCAGGAUCAACGUCAGCUACCAGGAAACAGAACAAGGAAACUACAGUCACAGUGAGUGUGGAGGAUAACAGGAACUCUGAUCUCUGAACCCCCCCUGACCCCUCCCUGCCUCUCUACAGUAGCCCUGAAGGAACACAUUUGAUCCCAUCAGAGAAAGGCUUCAGUAUUUCUUCAGUCUUAGUUUAAAACCACAAGCUGGAGACAUUUUCUAGGUUGACUAGCAUGGAAUUCCUUGAGAUUAGCAUGAUGAUUAAGAGCAGAUAUUUUCCCCGCAUAUAUUUAGCUAUUUAGUCCAAGAUCGGAGGCUCUUUGACACUAAGGGGGCAGUACAGGUCAUUAUUUUAUAAUUAAUGGAUUCAGUAUUUCUUUAAAUAACAGUUUGUGUCUAAAAAAACAAGAAGAUUGAACAGGGUGAUUUCCAUAAUAAAGUGAACAUGUAUUACACAUUGUUGAGGAUCCUUACAUUUGUGUUGUAUCAAGCAUGGUACACAUGCAGUUUAUAUGGAUUUCGGUGUCAGAUUUAUUUGUUUUUCAGAUUGAAGUAGAAAAAGCUCUGUCAGUAGCAGACUUGCAAACAAUACAAAGACCUCACUUGAGAAUGUUGGGGGUAGCCUUGCCCUGGUCUCCACCAGAGGAGGGGGUGGGGGGGGGCAGUUGAAACCACUCCAGCUGUCAAUGUCUGGACCUCAGCAGUGACACAUUAAUCUGUAUAAACCAUGGUAAGGUUGAACUCCAGUUAUUGUUUCCAAUCCGAAUACUGGCUCUGAAGAAGUCAUAAGCUGUUUGUGGUGCCACUGAAGAAGAAGAAUUGCAUCCUUGCUGCAGGGUGUUUGCCUUCUGAGGUGAGCUGGAAGAAAUUAAAAAAGUU